CUACUACAGUUUCUACAGGAAUUUUCACAACAGACCAUCUCUAGGACCCAUGAAAUCAAGAAACAAGUGGACGGACUGAUUCAGGAGACUAAAGCCACAGAUUGUCGCCUUCAUAAUGUCUUCAAUGACUUCCUCAUGCUGUCUAAUACCCAGUUCAUCGAAAACCGUGUGUAUGACGAAGAAGUGGAGGAGCCGGUGCUCAAGGUGGAGGCCGAGAAGACAGAGCAGGAAAAGACCCGGGAACAAAAAGAAGUAGAUCUGAUUCCUAAAGUCCAAGAGGCCAUGAACUAUGGUUUACAAGUACUGGAGAGCGCCUUUGAGCAACUUGACAUAAAAGCAGGGAACUCGGACUCUGAAGAAGAUGAUGUUAACGAGCGGGUGGAACUGAUUCUUGAACCUAAGGACCUGUACAUUGACCGCCCCUUGCCCUACCUCAUUGGCUCUAAACUCUUCAUGGAGCAGGAAGACGUAGGACUCGGAGAGCUCUCUAGUGAAGAAGGCUCCAUGGGCAGUGAUCGAGGCAGCAUUGUGGACAGUGAAGAGGAGAAGGAGGAGGAGGAGUCAGAUGAUGAUUUUGCCAAUCAGAGUGACAACAAUCAAAACCAGCACACCACACAGAUGAGCGAUGAAGAAGAGGAUGAUGAUGGCGACCUCUUUGCUGACUCUGACAAGGAGGAAGAUAUUGAGGACAUUGAAGAAAAUACUAAGCCAAAAAGGCCCAUGUCAUUUGCCGAUGAGUUGGCAGCUCGGAUCAAAUGGGAUGGAAGCCGUGUGGGAGAGGAACAGGCAGCCUUGUCCUCAGGAGAUCCCAAACCUCGGAAGACACUGAAAGAGAAGAAGGAAAGAAGGGCACCUUCUGAAGAUGAAGAAGAUAACUUAUUUGCCCCACCCGAGCUGACUGAUGAAGACUUCUCACCUUUCGGUUCCGGGGGUGGCCUGUUCAGAGGUGGGCAGGGCCUCUUUGACAGCGACAAGGAUGAGGAGAGUGACCUCUUCAGGGAGGCCCCCCAGGACUGGCACACCCCAGCCCCCGUGAAUGACGAGUCUUCCUCCUCCUCCUCUAAACCUGGAAAGAAAAUCCCAGCAGGAGCUGUUUCUGUAUUUUUGGGGGACACAGAUGUGUUUGGGGCCCCGACCUCUCCGAUGCUGAAGGAACCCCAGAAGCCUGAGCAGCCUACUACGGGGAAGAGCUCUUAUGUCCCCCCUGCUAGUGGUCUCUUCGAUGAUGAUGAUGAUGAUGACGAUAACUUUUUCACAGGGUCCAGCAGCAAACCUUCCAAGACAGACAAAAUCAAAUCUACUGCCAACAUCUUUGAUGAUGAAGAAGGUGAUCUUUUCAAAGGAAAAGCAGCAGCUGUGCCCGAAGCAGCUGGGAAACAGAGAGAUGAAAGCAAAGCAGAAGGCAAAGCAAGGGUGGAGCAGACGGUAACCCUACCUUCCAGCAAAAAUCUCAAGCUCUUGCCAGAAACAAAACCUCAAAAAGGUUUGUUUUCAGAUGAGGAGGACUCAGAGGAUUUGUUUUCUUCUCAAAACCUGAGUCAGUCCAAAAGUGCGUCUCUACUGCCCAGCAAGCUCCCCACAUCUGUCUCCCUUUUUGAUGAUGAAGAUGAAGAGGAUAAUCUUUUUGGGACAGCUACUGCCAAGAAACAAAUGCCAUCUCUACAAAUUCAGAGUCAGGAGAAAGCAAAACCCUUGGAACAACACAAAAAUAAAGCCUCUGCCUUACUGUUUAGCAGUGACGAAGAGGACCAGUGGAGCAUCACUGACACACAGACCAAGCCAGCAUCCGACAGCAAAUGCAAAGAAUUCAGCGACACUGGGACCAGCCAGGGCCAGCAGGCCACAGCUAUGAAGAAGGCCAGCCUCUUUGAGGAGGAGGAUGAAGAUGACUUGUUCGCCAUUGCCGAGGACAGCCAUAAGAAGACCCAGAGAGUGUCCCUCCUAUUUGAAGACGAUGCAGACAAUGGAAGCUCUCUGUUUGGCUCUCCUCCCACCUCUACUCUUGCAGCCAUGAAAAAAGAGACUGCCCGUGAGGUGCUGCCUUUGCUGUUCAGCGAUGAGGAAGAGAAGGAACCACAGUUUGGAGUGAAACCUGUGGGCCAGAAGGCGGAGAGGCCCUCCACACCCUCAUUGCUGCAGGGAAUCAGCACAGCUGAGGAGCUGGAAAAGGAAGGACUUUUGACCACAUCUACCCAGGAAGUCAUCGCGCAUUCUGAUUUGUUUUCCCCAGCAACCCCAUUGGAUAAAGGAACUACGGGUAGAACUAAAACUGUCCUUAGCUUGUUUGAUGAGGAAGAGGAUAAAAUGGAAGGUCCAGACAGCACCCGUGCUCCACAGACAGAAGUGGGAAAGGGUCCUGAUCCCAAUGCUCGACCCAAGAGCACAGGUGUCUUCCAGGAUGAAGAGCUUCUUUUUAGCCACAAGCUCCAAAAGGACAAUGACCCAGAUGUUGACCUUUUUGCUGGCUCUCAAAAGACCAGGUUGGCAGAGCCGAGCAUGGGGAGCCUGUUUGGUGAUGAUGAAGAUGACGAUCUUUUCAGCUCUGCCAAGACCCAGCCUGUGGUACUGGAAAAAAAGAAGGUGGUAAAAAAAGACAAUUCUCUUUCCUCUUCGAAGAACCAGAAGCAUCUCGAAUCUACUCAAGAUAUCAAAGAGAAAAGCAUAUGGAAACCAGAAACAGCACAGGAUUCAUCAGGUCUCACUCCACUUAAAACCAAAGAGCCAUCCACUCGGAUCGGGAAAAUACAAGCAAAUUUAGCGAUUAACCCGACAGCCUUGUUGCCUGGAGCAGCUCCCCAGGUCCUAGGAGCAAAACCUGUUUCUCCAGAAUUGGCUCUUCCUUCCACGGGACCUGGAAGGAACCUCGUUGUGGAUGGUCAGCCUGCUGCUCCUGGGCAUGGGGAGGCCGGUGUGAGCUUUGAUCUUCCUGCACAGGCAGACACCUUACACAGUGCCAACAAGAGUCGUGUCAAAGUGAGAGGGAAGCGCAGGCCACAGACUCGCGCAGCCAGGCGUCUGGCUGCCCAAGAAUCCAGUGAGGCUGAGGACACGAGUGUCCCUGGAGGCUCCAUCACACAGUCGGCAGAUGGUUCCGCUUUGCCCAAUGGCCGUCAGCCUCAGCCCAGAGCGGCCAGUGUAGAAGUCGGGUCUGAGGAGGCUGUGUCUACUGCUGCUUCACCUAGGGAAAGUGGUCCUGCACCUACGAUGGACAGGAGCCCCUUUGUGAUGGCCCUGAGCCAGCCCAGGGGUGAGACUGACCUGUUUGAUUCUGAGGACAUGUUUUCCAAGAACACAGGAUCGCAGUUCACAGAGAGAGCAAAAACCAAGGCAAAGGUCAUGGAGGUCUCAGCCCACCUGGUUGAGGGAGGCAAAGAGAAGAGCUCCCUGUUUCCUGCCCUCGGUGAGGCCUACAGCGAUGAUGAUCUCUUUCAGUCUGUUAAGCCGAGACCAGAAAAGAAAACAAACCCUUUUCCCCUCUUGGAUGAUGAGGACGAUCUCUUCACUGACCAGAAAGGCAAGAAGAAUGAGCCCAAGCGCAGCAGUCAGCAGGAUUUUGUAUCAAAAACACAAGAUAUUUUUGAGGAUGAUAUAUUUGCUACAGAAGCAGUUAAACCAUCACAAAAAAAGAGACAGAAGGAGAGAAAUUUGGAACCCAGCUUACUUGAUGAUAACAUUGAUAUCUUUGCUGACCUAACCCUAAAACCAAAAGGAAAGUCCAAAAAGAAAGUGGAAGCUAAGUCUAUCUUUGAUGAUGAUAUGGAUGAUAUCUUCUCUGGUCUCCAGACUAAAACAACCAAACCAAAAAGCCGAUCUGCACAGACAGCGCCUGAACCAAGAUUGAAACACAAGGAGUCCAACAUAUUUGAUGAUCCCCUGAAUGCUUUUGGAGGCCAGUAGAGCCUGUGUAGUAUCUGUGUCUCGCCCUUCGGUUACAUUCUUUAGUUAGAGAUGUUGACUUACAUGCCUAUUGUCCUACCUGAAUUAUAAUAAAGACAAAUACUGAAACAGCUAA
Messenger RNA from Fukomys damarensis (Damara mole-rat), 4012 nucleotides. It is a transcript of the gene Washc2c, whose product is annotated as WASH complex subunit 2C. Gene Ontology annotation, molecular function: retromer complex binding; phosphatidylinositol phosphate binding. Gene Ontology annotation, cellular component: early endosome; WASH complex. The transcript has 29 exons. The record is from RefSeq and is a predicted model, not a curated record. The coding region runs from base 136 to 3897 and encodes 1253 amino acids. Gene Ontology annotation, biological process: retrograde transport, endosome to Golgi; protein localization to endosome. Lineage: Eukaryota; Metazoa; Chordata; Mammalia; Rodentia; Bathyergidae.